GGUUUUGUUGAUAUCGUGGACACUCGUGGACACUUGGUGGACAGAAGGACAUUGCCUUCGCCAUGGACAAUCGAUCCUCCUCCGCACUCCCACGCGUGCAGUCGAGACUCCCUGCGCCGGGGAAGUCCAAACUCCCGGCUCCUCCUUCGUCAACGCAGGGGACAUCCAUCCGACCACCGAGUCCCGUGAAGAGCGCUGGAAGCCUGAAGGGACCCCCUCAACUGCAGAAGCGCGCCUCUUUGUUGUCCGUGUCACGUCCAUCUCAGAAUGUGUCCAAAGCAGCGCCACCUCCUUCCAAGCCAGUCGCCAACAAGACAAAUCUUCCCAAUGCGCCACGAUCCCUCGUCAGGCCAACUCCUGCAGCCAGUUCCCUCUCCAAACCGCGACCUUUGCCCGCCAAGUCACGCGCCAUCGAAGACGAGGAGACGCAUGACCAGUUGAGCUCGUUGGACAGCUUCCGAUCAAACUCUCGACAGGGCUUUUCCAACGAGCCCGAAUAUGAGGAAUACGAUGAAUCACCGCCAGAGCCCAUCGAAGAUCCACCGCGAAAGGUCUCGCGACCGUCACUAUCAGACCGAACCAUCGAGAGUCUGAACUCAGUUCCCGGAACGCCAAAGGACAGACGACGCUCAAGUUUCUUCAACCCCGUCGAGAGCCCCAUGGCAAUGCCUCCGCCACCACGUCCAGGCUCGAGCUCAAGUCGGAGUGCAAGCCGUAAUGGCAGUAGACCGGGCACCAGCGAUGGCUCCUUCGGCAAACCGCUCGCCAGUCCCGCGUUGUCCGGGAAGUCCUACUCUUCCAGUGCCAAGCCCGCCUCCCGAGUGACCUCAAGAACUUCUAGCAUUGGCUCAAGUGCGUCCAGUCGGCGUAGUAUCAGUGGCAACUUGACCAGCAGAUUGCAGGAGGCCAAGACACCUGUACCGCAGCGCAGUGCUUCACCUGCAAAAUCUGGUAUCACGACUCCUGGAAGUGGUGUGCCGAAGCCGUCUGGUCUAAGCAAGCCGAGUACUGUGUCGACGCCAAAGUCUCUCAAGCCGCCGUCUAUCAAACCUGCGGGAUUGAAACCGCCAGCAUCGAGGCCACAGUCAUUGAAACCACCCGCGGCAAAGCCAGCGACCAAACCAGAACCCAAACGUGUCAUCUCGAAUUCAUCUUCCGCUCUGCGACAACAAAUCGCAGCUGCAAAGGCCGCCGCACGAAAGGCCCAACUACCACAGCAUGACUCGCCUCAAGAUCCACAUUUGAACGGCGAUCCAGCGCCCGAGGAAGAUUUCCACACCGAUCCCUUCAAUCAAGCGCCGAGAGACGAGAAGCACAUUUUUCGCAACCGCGUCAACACCGCACGAAUGACCGGCAAGCUGAACAUUGCCGCGAUGAGUCUGAAGAGCAUCCCUGAUGAAGUGUUGAAAAUGUACGACUCUGCUUCGAUGACAGAGAGUAAUGUUAAUUGGGCAGAAGUGGUCGAUCUCACCAGAUUUGUCGCGGCCGACAACUAUAUUGAGGAGUUUGACGAUGCAGUCUUCCCAGACCGAUCAGCGGAGGAGUUGGCCGACGAUGAGGAUGCGCAGGGAAACCAGUUUGGCGGGCUGGAAUACCUCGACUUGCAUGGUAAUUGGAUCAUAUCGCUGCCCAUGGGACUGCGACGACUCGAGAGGUUGACGAGUCUCAACGUCGCGAACAACAAGCUCGGCAACGGUGCUUUCGACAUCAUUGCUCAGAUCCCGGCACUGAAGGAGCUUCGGUUAGGACACAACAAUUUGGACGGCAACCUUACAACAUCAAUCUGCGAGUUACAACACCUGGAAGUCCUCGACCUGCAACACAAUCGACUGCUAGGCUUACCAGACGCCAUCCGCUCGCUCAAACACCUUCGUGUCCUCAACGUCUCCAACAACCAGCUCACAGCAAUCCCGAUGGACGCCUUCCAGUCCAUCUCCCUCGUCGAUCUCGACGCAAGCAGCAACGCUCUCAUCGGCUCCCUCUUCCCGAUGGGCGGCCAAAACGGCCACCCCACCCUCCAACACCUCAACCUAGCCAACAACUCCCUCGCCGCCCUCGCCUUCUCCGAGACCCUCGACAUGCCACGUCUGGAAGAUCUCAACAUCACAAACAACCACAUGACCAUCCUCCCCUCCAUCGCCUCCUGGAGCCGCCUCCUCACCCUCACCGCAGGCGACAACAAACUCUCCGACUUCCCCCACGGCUUCACCUCGCUGAUGAAACUACGGAACGUCAACGUCUCCAGCAACGACAUCCGCAUCCUCGACCCCGAAGUAGGCCGCAUGGAGGGGCUCGAAGUUCUCCUCCUCGCCGCCAACCCUCUCCGGGAAAGGAAAUUCCUCACCAUGUCCGCGGCAGAUAUCAAGCGCGAUCUGAAGUCCCGCCUCGCACCAGAUCCAUCCGACGACCCACCCGACAGCCCCAUCACCGUCGUCGGCGCGGAGGACGCCUCUCCUUCCUCACACUGGACACUAAAGGGCAACGGACUCCUCGACCUCGCCGCACAAUCUCUCACCGACGACGACCUAGCCGACCACCUGGAAUCCUUCCUCUCCCACCCUUCCAACGCCGACGGUCUGAAGACUCUUCACCUCCAAUACAACCGCCUCACCCACUUCCCACCCUCCCUCGCCCUCGCCACGAAUCUCCGAUCCCUCGACCUCUCCGGCAACCCCCUAUCAUCAACCUACCUGGUGGAGCCAACCACCCUCCCCCACCUCCUCGACCUAACCCUUUCAAAAUGCAACCUCACGACCCUGCACCCUCUCCUCUCCUCCCUCUCCGCCCCGCUCCUUACCACCCUCAACAUCAGCGUGAACCGCCUCUCCGGCUCCCUUCCUUCCCUCCGGCACUCCUUCCCGUCCUUGACAACCCUCUUCGCGUCGGACAACAAGUUCGCGAGCAUGACAGCGGAAAGUCUCAUGGGUAUGCACACGGUGAAUCUGGCGAGCAAUGAGUUGGCGGGGUUGGAUCCGGAGAUCGGGUUGUUGUGGGAGGAAGGGUUGAGGGCGUUGGAGGUUGGAGGGAAUGUGUUUCGCGUUCCGGGGCAUGUAGUGCUGGGCAAGGGAACGGAGGGCGUGUUGAGGUGGUUGAGGGGACGGUUGCCGGAGGGGCAUUCUGGGGUGAUUGGAAGGGAGGAGGAGGAGUGAGGAGAACGAGGAGUAAGGUUGGAAGCAUUGGAUCGAUGGUGGAGGAGGAGGUGUGG
Molecule: messenger RNA, 3205 nt
Organism: Zymoseptoria tritici IPO323
Lineage: Eukaryota; Fungi; Ascomycota; Dothideomycetes; Mycosphaerellales; Mycosphaerellaceae
Exons: 2
Coding region: 63-3149 (1028 amino acids)
Molecular function (GO): protein binding
Source: RefSeq, a predicted model, not a curated record